Messenger RNA from Elephantulus edwardii (Cape elephant shrew), 975 nucleotides. RefSeq names its product olfactory receptor 10W1-like. NCBI's taxonomy places the organism in Eukaryota, Metazoa, Chordata, Mammalia, Macroscelidea, Macroscelididae. Bases 1 to 975 code for a protein of 324 amino acids. The transcript has 2 exons. Gene Ontology annotation, molecular function: G protein-coupled receptor activity; olfactory receptor activity. Gene Ontology annotation, biological process: G protein-coupled receptor signaling pathway. Gene Ontology annotation, cellular component: membrane. The record is from RefSeq and is a predicted model, not a curated record.
AUGACCUGGCAAAACUGCUCAGCAUCGACGGACUUUGUGUUCCUGGCCUAUUCUUCCCGCCCAGAGCUGCAGAUUAUGUCCUUCACGGGAAUAAGCCUGGUUUACACUUUGAUCCUCAUUGGGAAUGUUCUCAUUGUGCUGGCCAUCCAUUCCGAAACCCACCUGCACACACCCAUGUACUAUUUCCUGGGCAGCCUCUCGGGGGUAGAAGUAUGUUACACUGCUGUAGUUGUACCGCACAUGUUGGCUAACACGCUAAAGACACAAAGGACCAUCACCUACUUGGGAUGUGCCACUCAGAUGGUGUUCUUCAUCGGGCUGGGCAGCGCUGACUGCUUCCUCCUGGCUGCCAUGGCGUAUGACCGGUACGUUGCCAUCUGCUUCCCCCUGCAGUAUCCUCUCAUCAUGACGGUGAGUCUCUGUGGGCGCCUGAUUGUGGCCUCGGUCAUUAUUGGUUUCUUCCUCUCUAUACAACUGGUGGCCUUCAUCUUCUGUCUGCCUUUCUGCCAGGCUCGGGGCAUCAGCCACUUCUUUUGUGAUGUGCCACCAGUGAUGCAGCUUGUCUGUGCCAAGAGCCACCUCCAUGAGCACUCCGUGCUGGUGGCAGCCACGCUGGCUAUUGCUGUGCCUUUCCUCCUCAUCGUCACCUCCUACACCUUCAUAGUGUCCGCGGUGCUCAGGAUCCACUCCUCGGCUGGCCGCAGCCGGGCCUUCUCUACCUGCUCCUCCCACCUCACCGUGGUCCUGCUCCAGUACGGCUGCUGUGCCUUCAUGUACCUGCGUCCCAGCUCCAGCUAUUCCCCCGAGAAAGACCAGCUCCUCUCGCUGGUCUACACGCUGGGCACCCCACUACUCAACCCACUCAUCUACACCCUGAGGAACAAGGAAGUGAAAGGGGCCUUGAGGAAAGUGCUUAACAGACAAUAUCUGUCUUGGAGGAAAUGUGGCCAAGGUGUUCCUCUGAGGCAAGCAUAG